AGAUUCGGAGACAAAACGUCAGGUUGUAUGGAUACGUUAUGUCCAUAUUAUGUUAAUCCUGAGUGGUGUUGUGAAACAUGUCACAACCAUCUGUUUCCUACGACUGUUGCAACAACAAAUAUAGAUUGUUUAUAUGGCGACCUAUGGCAAGGAUGUAUGGAAAACCUUUGUCCAUAUUAUGUUAAUCCUCAAGGUUGUUGUCAUACAUGUAGACAAUAUAUUGCAAAUCGUAAUGUGACAACAACAACACCAAAAACAACAUCGACAAUUACAACUCCGACAACAACUUCUACAACUACAACUCAGAGGACUACAACACCCACAACUACAACUCCGACAAUAAUUUCUACAACACAGACAACUACAACUCCGACAACAACUUCUACAACUACAACCCAGAGGACUACAACACCCACUACUACAACUCCGACGACAACUUCUACAAAACCGACAACUACAACUCCGACAACAACUUCUACAACUACAACUCAGAGGACUACAACACACACAACUACAACUCCGACGACAACUUCUACAACACCGACAACUACAACUCCGACAACAACUUCUACAACUACAACUCAGAGGACUACAACACCGAAAACUACAACAGCUCCGACAACAACACUGGCGACUACAAUAACUCAAACAACAACUUCUACUACAACUUUGACUACAAAAAAAACAUCGACAACAAUACCGACAACUACAGCUCCGACAACAACAACACCGACUACAACAACUCAAAUAACAACAACUACUACGACAACAACACCAUCAACUACAACUCCGACGACAACAACACCGACAACUACGACUUCUACCUCAGAACCAACUAUCAAAAAUACAACUUUUUUAUCAUUUACUGAAGCCACAACGAAAUCUGCAACAACUCCAGAAAGUCUUUCGCCUGCUCCCCUAGGAUCCGAUACUAAAGACAAAUGGAUGAUACCGGUCAUUUCAGUUCUGGGCGGCAUUUGUCUUUUACUGUGCAUCAUUGUCCUGAUAUUAUUUCAAUAUAGACGCAGAAAUGGUAGACAAAAGAAGCAACCAGAAAGACAAGCUAUUCUUCGAGAGAGUCCCGUUUGGCAAACUGUUGAACCCGAUAAACAGAUAUUUGAUAACAAAGGGUUUCAACCAGAGGACAAUCACAAUGUUGUACAGAAAGGGACAUUUAUCUCAUACAAUGUGAGUCGACCUGGGUAUCCAGAUUACAAUCGACCAGUGUCUGCUGCUGAAGUGACCCUUACUGAAACCAAUAUAGACAAACAAGUCAAUCAGAUCGGUAAGACGUAUGGAUUGUCAACAGAAAAUGAAAAUAGGUUGAGUGGCAUUAUUGAGGACCGACAAAUGCAGAGGAAUGGUGCAUUGAUCAGCGAAACAAAAACAUCAGUACCAAGACGUUCGGAGUCGGAUAGGACCGUACGAAUUCAGACUUCGACACCUCGAUAUGAAAAGAAAGACAGUCCCCGAAAAAUUAUCGAAAAAGCUAGAGAGACUAGCUUGAGAAGGCAUGCAAGUGAUAGUAUUAUAGAAGGUUCGAUGCUCGAUCGGAGACUACAUUUAAGAGACAGAUGGUUACGAGAACAGCAAAUGAGGAACUUAAAACAGCAACAAUACAUCCGGGGCACUGACGUUUCUCCACGACAUAGGCAACAAAAUAUACAACCUUUAAGAGGUCAUGCAUUUCAAGCUGUGAACAAGAGUGAAAGUCCUCGUGCGUAUUAUACGACAGGGGAAGAAUAUUUACUUGUCACACCGAGACAGCAAGCACAUAGAUCUCCUCGGUUACAGAGUACUCCAAGGUCACCGCGUCAUAAUAAACCAAUGACGUCUGAUGCCCAUGGCACAGUUUCUGGGAAACCAGUUGUUGUUUACACUGAAGGUGGGGAACCAGUAAUGCUUUAUCCAAAUCAACACUCUAUCAAUAGAAAACGGAAGAAAGAUCGGGUUCGCAUCAACCGUGCUGGAUAUUUUACAGACUUGUGAUUCGUAUAUUAUAUAACCUAUUUAUCUACUAUAUAGUGUGGUAGUAUUAUGAACAACCACUUUUUAUAUAAACUUAUUGUGAUGUUCACCAAAAUACCAUAAGCUUUUCUUGAAUAAAUAUA
Molecule: messenger RNA, 2111 nt
Organism: Mytilus trossulus (common blue mussel)
Lineage: Eukaryota; Metazoa; Mollusca; Bivalvia; Mytilida; Mytilidae
Product: mucin-4-like
Exons: 6
Coding region: 28-1989 (653 amino acids)
Source: RefSeq, a predicted model, not a curated record